Molecule: messenger RNA, 3586 nt
Organism: Polistes canadensis
Lineage: Eukaryota; Metazoa; Arthropoda; Insecta; Hymenoptera; Vespidae
Exons: 11
Coding region: 169-3018 (949 amino acids)
Source: RefSeq, a predicted model, not a curated record
AGUUAUUAUAUCGACUAUCUAAUGUUUUGGAAAACUUCAAAUGAUUUUAAUGAUAAAGACACGGAUUUCGAUUUAGCACGCAAUCAAGGAGAUGUUUAAUUAUUACUUUUAAAAAGACCAACGUGCUUGAAAUUUGCUGCGUUUUUGAUACAUUAUCAACAGAAGAGAAUGGAAAAAUUAAUAAAAGAUAACCAAAUACCACAAGACCUAGAUAUACAAAACUUAAAUGAAAUUAAUUACUCUGUAGUGGACCAAGAUUUGUCUUUAAUACCAAUGGAAGUUAUUAGAAAUGUCAAUUUUGUUAAAUUGCGAGGUAAAAAUGUAAGAAAUGAAAGCAACCAUAAAAAUAUCUAUAGUUGUAAUCAAACGGAAAUUAUUAAAAGUUCUGAAGAAAGACGAAUUGUACUUUUUUUUAAUUGGAGAGUUAUGUUAGAUAAAAAGGAUCACUUGAUCAUUGUCGGAACUUCAGAUUGCGGAAACUUUAUAUGUAGUCAGCCUAUAAGUAAAAGAUUGACUGCCACAAACGUGGAAUCGAUUUUUAAAAACACAUAUCAUCUCAAUGGAAAUCUUGUAGAUUAUUGGGACGAAUUACCGAAUUAUAUUCGAUUCAAAUUCUUUAAUGGUUUUCCCGAGGAUUGGGAAAAUGUAAUAGAUAUUUGGAAAUUAUUUGUUACGCAAGGUUCCAUCUCCAAUUUUCAUUGGCCUACAUUUGAAUAUAUGAAAAAAGGACAAACACAUAAUGCCUUUAAAUUCAAAGUACAUUCUUGUACUUUCUGUGGUCAAAAAUGCAAUGGGCAAAUUCUAAAAGUUAAGAACGAUAAUACUAUACAUAAUAAAACUUAUCUGCCAAAUUCGACAGAUUUACCUUUUUCUAAUAUAGGACAAAAUGUAUAUAAUAAUAAUAAUAGUUUAGAUAAGGAAAAUCUACAAAAAUAUAAAAAUAUAAAUGAUAAUCAAUCACCUCAUCUUCCAAAAGAAAAGAAAGUGAACAAUUUCAAAGAAAAACAGAAUGCAGUUAUUAUUAAUCUACUAAACAAAGAUGUGCCUAAACAAUACAUUUCUAAAAUAAUAGAAAUUUUCGAUUUUGAUAAAAAUAUUUUGUCGUCUAGACUAGAAUGCAAUGUUGCAAAUAACACCGAAGUACAAAAUAACGAAGUGAUAAAUAACUUUGAAAGAAUUUACGAUGUGCCGCCAUUAACAGAAUUAACUGAUUCCACUAAAAACAAUGUAGAAGAAUCGCAUAGAAAUUCAAAGAUAGCUGUAAGAGAAAAACGACAUGUUAGCAGCGAGUCAGAGAAAACAAAUGAUAUGAUUUUACAACAAUCAGAUGAAGAAAAUGCUGAAACAUUAGAAAGUAAUGCUUAUGCGUGUAAACCUAGGAUCAUAUCUGACAAGAUAUUGUCAGAUAAGGAAGUAUUAUUAGAACGGUAUAAACGUCGUUACAGAAGAAGAAAAUCAUUUUGUAAUCCUACUACCCGAAAUUCUAGAAAAUUCCGAAAAUCAAUGAAAAACGACAGAGAAAUACAGCAUUUUGAUUUGGGUUUUAAUAAUAUUGAAAGUAAUAUAGAAUGUCAUGAUUCCGUAGAUCUCUCAGAAUCUACAGAUACAGACGAGAGAAAUGGGAGUAAUAUGAAGUAUUGUAUUAAAGGAUCCCAUAAAAAAAAAAGUAAUUGUUUUUCUAAUAAUUCUAAUUCUAUCACAGAGGAAUCAAAACGGGAGAAACAUUGGAAUAAAACAGAGGUGAUAAAACACGACGUAGAAAUAACAGAAAUAAUAAAAAGAUUUGUUGAUACGAAUCAGCCUGAUACAAUCAAAAAAGCUAGUAAGAAUAAUACUAAUAGUAACGAUAAUCAAAUAAUGUCGUUGAAAAAAAAGCAGAACAUUACAUCAGACCAUUUGGACAUUGCAAAAAGUCCUAUUUUGGAAAAUUACUAUGAUACGAAUGCAAAUGAAAAUACAACCAAUGAUAAACUAGAGUUUACACCUGUUUUAUAUGAUACAAAAAAUAUUGAAUAUGAAAAUGAGCAUCAAUCAAUAUCUGACGAAGAAGUUGGAAGUGAUGAUGAAAUUUAUGAUAAUGAAUAUAAUACAAAGAAAAAUUGUCAAACUCCAAGAGGUAAUGAUAUUCAAACUGAAUCCAAUAAAGGUCUAUCUUCAUCGGAAUUAACAAAACCUAAAUUAUUAUCUGAUUGGAUACCACAAGUUAUAUUUGAUUCUACUUUAACUAAUGGGUUCAGCUUGGUUUUUGAAGGACAAUUGCUUAACGAUGCUGGCCAUGUAAUUAAUAGAAAGUUCAUAACUAAUCCUAUUCAUGAACGAUUAUCGGCAACUUUAAUCAAAGAUAUAAAUGGAGAUAUUUAUCAACUUAUUGGAAAUUUGCAUAAUUCUAAACACGUUGUACCAACAAAAUUAAUGAAGUAUUGUCUCCAUGGAUGUCCAUUAAAUAUAAAUAAGUUUUGCAAAAUGUGGAAAUCGUAUGAAGAAGGUGCUACAAAUAAAAUAGUAACAAGACAGCAAACUAAAAUUACAAAUAAAUUUGAUGUCGCUACAAGUUCAAGAGGACGCAAGAUAUUCCCACCAUUAAAUUAUUGGACUGGAGAACGUGUCGUUUCUAAAAAUAAAGAAACAGUCUACACAGCAGGAAACAUUUCAAAGCGUUUUAAAGAUGUUAAUACUACACCAGAAAUGAUGGAAAAAAAAGAAAAAAUGUAUGAAUCACCUAACGAUCUAGAAUCUUCCAAAAUCUCAAAAGAGAGAAAGGCAAGUGAUGCAUCUAAAGAUGAAAAUUUCGAGUCAUUACUAACGUUAAAAAGAGCUGAAAUACGUUUAUGUAAAUGCGACUUACAGUUAAGUAAUCAGUGUAAAGUGAACAAAAACAAUAAGAAAGUAUUGCAGUAUGAUAAACAUAGUAACAAUAGUAAACAACAAUCAUCUAUUAAGAAAAUAAACCUGAAGUACAGUUAUCAUAAAAAUGUUCCUCGAAAAGAUGAUGUUUUGUCAGAUGAUCAAGAAUUUUAGUUGUGGACAUAUUUUUCAUAUAAAACCACAAAUGAAUCAUUUAUUUGGUAAAUCGAUUAACACUAUAAAACACAAAAAAGAACAAAUUGAUUAAGUUGCAUACAUUUUCAUAUCAUUUAUUGUAUGACAAUACGAAAUUUUUUUGUUUAAUAAUAUUGGAUUCAUUAUUUAGGAUAAUAACUUUAAAUAUUAAAAUUUAAGCAUCGGGUAAAUGCUUUGAGACUGGACUUUAAAACAAUUCUAUAUGUGAAGUUAAUUGCUUUAGUUUGCAAAUUUUUUCUAUAUUUUGUAUCAAAUUAAUUAGUCAACGCGAGUUCUUGUUUCCAUUUUUAUAACUUUUUGAAAACAUUCAUUGCAAGUUGUUUAUAGAUUAUGGCAUAUUUCUUUUUUUUAUACAGAUAUGUACACAUUCUAAUAAUGUUUAAAUUUACAAAAAAUUUAUAAUAAUUGGCAAACUGUCAUUAGAAUUACGUCUUUUUUUUUAUUUUGUUCUUGUUUCAUUUAUAUUUCAUCUUGAUCAUAAUUAUUGAUCGAAUUUUUGUUUGUAUUUCCCACUUUCCUGCAACAU